This is a messenger RNA of Mollisia scopiformis, 1411 nucleotides long. Its product is annotated as Clavaminate synthase-like protein. The coding region runs from base 152 to 1303 and encodes 383 amino acids. NCBI's taxonomy places the organism in Eukaryota, Fungi, Ascomycota, Leotiomycetes, Helotiales, Mollisiaceae. The record is from RefSeq and is a predicted model, not a curated record. The transcript has 4 exons.
GUCAAUAGGCGUGUCGUCAAAGCUAAUUCGAAUAUCGGAGUAAGCAAGCGAAGUCGCGGGGUAAAAGCACGGAGUAUAUCCUCAGUAUAACUGAUUCAAAACUCCCACGUAUUGUACUCCAUAUCUUCCAAUCACUGGACCAACAUUAAAAAUGUCUACAACAACCACCAUCACGACGCCUCCUACAACGUCCAAACUCGAGCUUCGUACCGCGUAUGGUCCAGUAUAUCGAGAUGUUUUGAAUACUCCACCUCGGGAUUGCACAGCAGCUGAAAUCCCAAUCAUUGACCUGUCCCGUCUGUAUUCCGAGAAGUUAGAAGACCGUAAAGCGUUGGCAACGGACAUACGAGCAGCUGCCAUCAAUACAGGGUUCUUCUACAUCAAGAACCAUGGUAUUGAGAAACAGACGAUCGCUGAUGCCAAAAAGCAGCUAUUGGCGUUCUUCAAACAGCCGAUGGAAGACAAGAUGAAGAUCAGCCAACAAUUCUCCAAAUACUAUAACGGUUACAAAGGCCCAAGACAAACUUUCAUCAGUCCUGGUGAGAGUGUCGAUGUCAAAGAAUCUAUGGGAUGGAGGUACGAUCCCAGAUAUGAUCCAGACACAAAGGACCUCAACGCCAUCCCAGAAGAAGUCAAGCCAUGGAUUCGGGGCGAAGAAUUCGUCUGGGAAGGGACCUCCCAACUACCCGGCUUCAAAGAAGAGGUUCUCCGGUACUGGUCAUCAUGCCUGACCCUAGCCAGAAAACUAGUGAAAAUCUUUGCUCUCAGCCUUAAUAUCCCAGAAGACUAUUUUGAUAGUCGGACAACGUAUCCUGGUGCAGACGGAGUAUUCAACUAUUACCCAGUCACCACGGAAGAAGAGAAGGAGAAUAACUCGGUAGGGCUUGGUAGCCAUACUGAUCUGCAACUUUUCACGCUGCUGUGGCAAGAUAUGAUUGGUGGACUGCAAGUGUUGAAUAAGGAUGGCCAGUGGAUCAAAGCUGUCCCUGUGGAAGGGACCAUUGUGGUCAACAUUGGAGAUUUCAUGAUGAGACUGUGCAAUGACAUCUACAAGAGUACUGUGCACCGUGUGUAUAAUCGAGCUCAAGUUGAGCGUGUAUCGAUGCCUUUCUUCUUUGGUCUCAAUUUUAACUGCGUCGAGGGAGUCAUCCCAUCAUGCGCAUCGGAGAAGAAUCCACCAAAGUAUGAGGCGAUGAGUUGUGGUGACUGGUGCCAAUUGAGAUUCAAACUUGAAAACGAUGAGAUGAAGAAGAGAUUGGCUUCGGAAGCACAGGCACCUAGUGCCUUGAUUGUGGCAGCAUAGACUCAAUAGCUGCAAAACAAAUUGAACGUAGCAUUGCCUUGUGCAAAGACUCCCUUCGUGAGCUCAUCAUUCACGAUGCUAUUUUUUGUGAUUCUGUAGCCAUUUCAG